Tachysurus vachellii is the source of this 2039-nucleotide messenger RNA. Its product is annotated as major histocompatibility complex class I-related gene protein-like. Gene Ontology annotation, cellular component: external side of plasma membrane. Lineage: Eukaryota; Metazoa; Chordata; Actinopteri; Siluriformes; Bagridae. Gene Ontology annotation, biological process: immune response. The coding region runs from base 88 to 999 and encodes 303 amino acids. The record is from RefSeq and is a predicted model, not a curated record. The transcript is spliced from 7 exons.
UGUGUUGCAAUCUUUCUAGAAAAAAUAUUCAGACCCACGUUCUUCAUAAGUUUUAUCUGACGCUGUAGAUCACAGAGUGAGACAAAUAUGAAAACGAUCUUCUUGCUUAUCUUGUUAUGCUCUUUUAGAAAAUCGACAGCCAGUCACUGGAUGCAGUAUGUCACUGCCAUCACACCAGAAAUCAACUCCACAGUUGGUAAACUGGAUGAUGAGCAGUUUGUGUGCUACCGAAGUACAAAGGUGAUAUCAAAAGCUCAGUGGAUAGAGCACAUUGAUAAUGAUGUCCCAGAUUACUGGGAAAAUGAGAAGAACCGCAUGUGGGGUGAAAAUGAGGACCUGCAACAUCAUCUAAAUCAAAUAGUGGAACACUUUCAUGAUAUUAAAGGUAAUCAUACACUACACAGGAUGCAUAGAUGUGAACUUGAUGAUAACGGCACCCAGAAAGGUUUCAUUAAAUUCUAUUACGAUUGGCAAGAUUUCAUCGUUCUGAAUCUGGCUAAUGGAAACUGGACUGCAGCUAAUGACGGAGCUGAGAGCUUUUUAAAGAACUGGGAAUCUGCCAUACAUGAGUCCAAUCACUGGAAGCACCACCUGAACACCUGCAUUAAAUGGUUAAGGCUGUUGCUGGAAUGGAAAGCCAGUCACAUGCUGCAAAACAUCACUCCCAUCACACCAGCAAUCAACUCUACAAGUGGUCAACUGGUUGCUGAUGUGCAGUUGCUGCUGUUGUGCACAAACGCCACAAAGUUCCCAGAGACUGAUGCUGGUAAAGGAUCAGAUGGAAGACCAGAUUUGCCGUUAACCACUAUCUUUGGUGUCAUCGUUCUUGUUGUUGUCGCUGCUGCUGCUGCUGCCUUUUGCUGCAUGAAGUGGAAGAUGAAAAAUGGAGACAUUCCAUUGAAAGAUUAUUUACAGAACGUGAAUUUUAACAACUGUCCUUUCAAGACCCGUCUUUCAGACUUCACAGCUGUUCCAGUUGAACCCUCCUUUGAAGAUUGAAGCUAUCAUCCACUGCUAUUUCUGUUCAUUAGUGUCCAUUUGAAGUAACUUAGUUUAUCAGGAGUAGGUGAUUUAAUCAUGUGUCUUAAAGAUGAAGGUUUUUAUUAUGAAACUUGAAACGUUUCUUUACUGCAUCAGUAGUGAAUGUGUGAGGUCCUGACAUCCUGAGGUCAGUAUUUUGGCAGUAGGUGAGAGAAAUAACUAAAACAAUUAGUAUUCACACUCAUUGUCACUGUUAUCAUGCCGGUAUAGUAGGUUCGUUGGUGUGCAAUUACCGACUUCCACUGACAUGGUAGUUGUCCACCACUGACAUGGUGUGUGUGUGUGUUUUGCUGGUUCAAAUCUAGGCAAAAAGUAAAAACUUUGGAUCGUUUGGAUUUGAUUAUCCACACGUUUGCUACAGAUGCAGUACAUAGAGUUUGAAUGUUAGACUGAAUUUUUUUUUUUUUUUAAACCUUAGAGUUUUCUGUGAAAAUGUGUUUGCCACUGUGCUGCCUGUUCUGCUGUUGUGUACAAGUGGAUCAGGUACAGCAGUAUUUGCUGAUAUGAAUAAGAAAUUUUUUUUGCUGUUUUACGGCAGAUUAUUUAAUGCCUUUUUGUAACGGUUUUGACUAUAUGAAAUGUGAUAUGAAUGGAUCAAGUGACACUGCACUGAGUACAUGAAUUAUUGUUCACUUCAUUAAGGACAAGUUUACAUAUAUUUACUAAUGUUUUUACUGUAUAUUGAAAAUGAAGUGACAUUUAUGUAUUUAUAAACCAGGACAUUUCUCUGAGUGCAAAUGUUUGCAUAACCUCAAUGAUAACAUUUUUCAGAUAAGAGUUUUUAGGACUUUUUCCCCAAUUUCUUUUCCCCAAUUUACUGCCAAUUCCCAAAUCACCAGCCUCCUCUAUGCUAUUAUAUAACAACUAUCAACAGGAGCUCACAGAAAUCCAAGAUUACUUUUGAAACUAGUUGUAACCCACCAUGAUUCCUCUCCAGUCAGUGUUGGACUAAGACAAUAAUUCAGGCAUGGAAUUUGACUCCAUCCCAGGCCACCUUC